AUGCCGCCCAAACGCAAGAAUAAAGCGACAAAGGCCAUGACCAGAAACACCACCAAAUCACCCGCAAACAGGCAUAGUGCAGGAGCCGCUAAGCGAACUGGCCUCGGGACAGAAGGAGCGACAGGCAAGAUGUCUCGCCUUGCUCCUUCAGUACCAUUCCAAAUGACCACGCGCCGCGGUGCAAAGGGAACGUCCAACACUGGCAGUCCUGUUGGGCCUUCCAGCAUCGACUCGACCAGCCGUCGCAGUUCUCUGGCCGACAAUGCGCAUCAGGGCGAAGAUGCGCCCUCAGACCUUGAAGAUGCGCGACCAGCCAAGCGCAGCCGAACAUCGACCGAUUCUGGUUCGCCGCAAAUGUCUAAUGAUGCCUCGUCCGACCACAACACUCCUAUGCAGCGAACGCCAUCCCCAUCGCCCUCGUCAGAGCCGCAGAAAGCCGCCGGGGGGCCGCCCUUGACGGUGUCCAAGGCAGCCGGCAAAAAGAGGCGCGCUUCCGAGGAUUCGACAAAGUCCGACAAGACGCCUAGCACUCGUCCUGAUGGUCUGCUAACCCGUGCCCAAAGCGAUGCCUCUGAAACACUACAGCCGCGCAGGAAAAAGCGCAAGACAACAGAAAACUCAUCCGGCAAUGCCGACCAGCCGCCCGAAUUGACUGAUGCUAGUACUGCUCCCAAUUCGCCUGAGCAGAUGCCAGAUGUCGAUGGCAGUCAGACGCUUCAGAAUGUUUUGCCGACCAAUGGCGAUGCCCCUGCAAAGUCUGGCAGACGCCUUCCUGGUCGUCGCCGCCAACCGCAUCCGGACAUCAACAUUGAGACUGAUCUGCGCCGACAGCUCAACCUCAAAAUGAGUUAUCGCAGUCUGGCCAAGGUGCAAAAGAUUCUUCUGGAUGAAUUGUCGAGCCGCACCACGAGUCAUCUAGAGAAAGACGCAGAGUACCACACGCAAUGUCCCGAAUACGAACCCUUGAUGGCGGAUUUGGAUCGGCGUCGCCGCAGCCGUCUGGACGAGAUUGAUGCUAUUCGCACCUAUCGACUGGAACAGCUGGAGCGCAUUCGAAUUGCCGAGGAGCGCAUACAGAAAGAGCAAUUCAUUAACCGCUUCCAAGAACUGCAGGAUGACUACUUGCUGCAAUGUUACUUCCGCAUGAAGCAAAUUGAGCGAGAAAUGAAAGGCGAGGAAGCUGAUGCGACUGAUGAUGAGGACAACGUACUUCCUCCAACCUAUACUGAUGAACCACAUGCUGAAGUGGAUGAUCGCAUUGGCUCCAAAUAUGCCUCACGCAGCCGCGCAUAUGUUGAAGCUGACAGGGCACUUGAACACGAAUCGAUACGGCGUCGCUUUGAUCGCGCCCGUAUAGCGUUCGUCGAGGCCGAUGAAGAUGCGGAUGACUCGAUUGAAGAUCUACCUGGUGGCUUUGCGCACUACGCCGGACCUGAUCGCAAGACAGCUAUCGCACACUACAACAUCGCAAGUCUCGCUGAUGCUGCACUCGAGGUUGAAAGAACGCCUUCCCCGCCACCAAAGGUUCAGGACGCUCCCGUGAUUUCAAACGAGCAUGCUACACUCCUUAUGAUACUUGCAGACGCCUCUUCCCAGUGCACUCGGCCGAAUGAUGCGCAGUCAUCUGCUAAGGAAAUCGCAACACAGCAGCCCUUAUCCCAGUCGCCUCCGCGAGCUCCCACACCAGAGAUCAAACAAGAGCUACCUAGACAGACAUCUCCCAUCUUACCUCCAAGCGAUAUACCGCUUAUCAUGCCGUCACAAGCGGCACAUAGCAGCCCUGUGAAAAGCAAUCAAUCGACUCCAGUGGCCUACCCUAAGCCAAAUACAUUGAACAAUGUAGAAAAGUCGAUCAGCACCGAGACAGCAACCCCCGCAAGGAUUUCGACUCAUCGAAUUAUGGACAUCUUGAAUGACGACCAAGAGGUCCCCGUAUCAAAGCUGAGGGAGGCUCAACCCGCAGCAGCAGAGCAAGGUAUUUCGGCUUUGGCGGACAAGGAGCUCGCACGUAAACAGGUCACAUCACCCAAAAGUAACACGCAUCUGUCGGAAACUGCCGCCACCCGGGAUGACCCCCCUGUUGACCAAGCAUUGAUGGAUGCCCUAGGAGGGCCUUCGCAAACAAGCAAUCCUUCCACGUCACCAUCCACGCACCAUCGUACUUGGCAACCCCCAAAUACUGAGCCGCCAAGGGAAGCAGAAGAGUCGCUCCGUCGUCGGGAUCCCCUUCAGAGGAUUAGGGAAAUGCUAGACAGGAAAGCUCGUGAAAAUGGCAGAGAUCCUCCUGAACGCUCACAGUACUGGCGGACUCCGCCUUAUGCCGGAAUGGCAACUGGGCAGAGCACGCAGGAACGCUCAGAUGUGGCUGGCUACGAUCCACAACGCCCAUCUACCGGUCUCUAUGAAUCCUCGCCUACUGUUGGAUCGGCCUAUGUUCCUGUAGGCCGUCGUCCAUCGCACGAUCAAGGCGCUGCGCAAUGGGAGCAGGACAGAGGGAUGAGUGGUUCACAGAGCUCUCAGCAGCCUACAGCCUCGCCAUACGCUUCAGCCAGCACGCCUCACGGUUAUCAGGCCGAUCAUCAUCGGCCGGGACCCAAUUCCCCCACACAUCAGAGCCCUUAUGCUCCUCCUACAAGCUCCAUGCCACUCCCACCCAAACCACCUGGACCUCCACCAGCUGGACCCAUCAACUUCCGCUUCGCACAUUACGACCCUGCUCCAGGCCGACAGUCAUACCCACCACCGUCGCCAAGCUACGCACCCGCAUCUCAUCCCAGCCAUGCCCCCCCUCCACCUCAAUUCGCACCCAUCUACGGCAGUCCGCCCUACCAAGUCGGUUACGUACCUCCGGCUGGAUCGUUCCAGGCACCACCUCCCCCCUCCGGGCUACCCAGCUACCCACCUCUCAAGAUCCACCAAUACGGUGGACAGCCCAUCCUCCCCGCAAACAUGGCCCCUCCAUCACAAGUAGGCACAGCGCCCAUGACCUUCAUCGGCCAGCCAGCACCUCCACCGGCCUUCUCGCCCCCACAAGGCCAACACCCAGGCCCACACUACGAGCCCCAGCGCGAAACAGCCCAGGGCGAGCGGGCCUCGGAGCCGCAGUCGAGACCACGCCGUCAGUAUCGAAGUUACCACGCGCCUGGCACCCAGUUUAGGAGCUAUCAGGGUCCGGGUGAGAAUCGGCGGAGGGGCACUUGA
Molecule: messenger RNA, 3201 nt
Organism: Plenodomus lingam JN3
Lineage: Eukaryota; Fungi; Ascomycota; Dothideomycetes; Pleosporales; Leptosphaeriaceae
Source: RefSeq, a predicted model, not a curated record